Colletotrichum godetiae is the source of this 3339-nucleotide messenger RNA. Its product is annotated as lon protease. Gene Ontology annotation, molecular function: single-stranded DNA binding; ATP hydrolysis activity; ATP binding. Gene Ontology annotation, biological process: protein catabolic process; mitochondrion organization; chaperone-mediated protein complex assembly. The record is from RefSeq and is a predicted model, not a curated record. Gene Ontology annotation, cellular component: mitochondrial matrix. The coding region runs from base 1 to 3339 and encodes 1112 amino acids. The transcript has 2 exons. Lineage: Eukaryota; Fungi; Ascomycota; Sordariomycetes; Glomerellales; Glomerellaceae.
AUGGUGAUGCGAUCAAGCUUUCCGAGGCGUCUGGCCCUCGGUCGCUCAACAAACUACCUCAGAAACCCCUACGCGGCCUCGAGUAGCAGGUUACCCGUAGCGAGUACUCCGAGGAGCUCCGCAUCCACCUUCGACCGCCUUCUCCUCACCACCCGCCCAUCCCAGCGAGCCGUCGCCCCAUUCUCAACGUCAACACGAUGGCUGAAGGAGGAGGACAACAGCUUCUUCGACCGUGCUGUCGAGCCCCUAUCCGAGGAAGAACAAAAGGCGAACCUGAAGCACCAGCGCGAGCUCGAGGAGAAGGAGUUGGCCGAGGCCAAGAGCUCUAACUCCGAGUCAUCCGCCAAGGGCGAGGCCUCGGGAGCUGCACAGGAUGGCAAGGCCGGUAGUGCGGCUGGUGGCUCAUCAGCGGGAUCCGGCGGCGGCGAUGACAAGGGCGACGGCAGCGGCAGACGCGGACGCAGAGCCUCUGACAAGAGCCUGCAGAAGCCCGUUGUGCCCGACGUCUACCCCCAAGUCCUCGCUAUCCCGAUUGCGAAGCGACCACUGUUCCCCGGUUUCUACAAGGCUAUCACCAUCAAGGACCCGAACGUCGCCGCGGCCAUCACCGAGAUGAUCAAGAGAGGCCAACCGUAUGUCGGUGCCUUCUUGUUCAAGGACGAGAACCAAGACGAGGACGUUAUCCGCAAUGUCGAUGACGUCUACGAUACCGGUGUCUUUGCGCAGAUCACGAGUGCGUUCCCCAUGCAUGGUGAGCAGGGCGCCCUGACGGCUAUCCUCUACCCUCACCGCCGUAUCCGCCUUUCGAGCUUGCUGCCGCCGGGAACGGAGGACAAGAAGCCGAGCGAAGCCAAGGUCGAGCCGGUGCCCGAGCCGAUACCUUCGAAGCCCACUGAUGAAGAGGCCCAACAAGAGAAGAAGGGCGACGUCGUUGCCAGCUUCGAGGAGAGUGCCGUGGCCCCCAAAGUCGAGCAGGCGGCGGAGAAGUACGAGCCCACCGCGUUCCUCAAGAGAUAUCCCGUCAGUCUCGUCAACGUGGAGAACUUGACCGAAGAGCCCUACGACCCCAAGAGCGCUGUCAUCCGUGCCGUCACAAACGAGAUUGUCAACGUGUUCAAGGAGGUCGCCACGAUGAACAGCCUUUUCCGUGAUCAAAUCUCAACAUUCUCAAUGAGCCAGUCCACUGGCAACGUGACGUCCGAGCCGGCCAAGCUUGCAGAUUUCGCCGCCGCCGUGUCUUCUGGCGAGCAGGGCGAGUUGCAAGAGGUCCUGUCGAGUCUCAACGUGGAGGAGAGAAUGCAAAAGGCGCUGAUCGUCUUGAAGAAGGAGCUCAUGAACGCGCAGCUCCAGUCAAAGAUCACCAAGGACGUCGAGAGUAAGAUUACUAAGCGUCAGCGGGAGUACUGGUUGAUGGAGCAGAUGAAGGGCAUCCGUCGCGAGUUGGGCCUCGAGUCCGACGGCAAGGACAAGCUGGUUGAGAAGUUCAAGGAGAAGGCCAACAACCUGGCCAUGCCUGAGGCCGUGCGCAAGGUGUUUGACGACGAGAUCAAUAAGCUUGCCCAUCUCGAGCCUGCAGCGUCCGAGUUCAAUGUCACGCGAAACUACCUGGACUGGCUAACGCAGAUCCCCUGGGGCCAGCGCAGCGCGGAGAACUUUGGUAUCCAAAACGCCAUGACGGUCCUGGAUGAGGAUCACUACGGGCUUAAGGAUGUCAAGGACCGCAUCCUGGAGUUCAUUGCUGUUGGCAAGCUGCGUGGUACCGUUGAGGGCAAGAUCAUCUGCUUCGUCGGUCCUCCCGGUGUUGGAAAGACGUCCAUUGGCAAGUCCAUUGCCCGCGCCCUGAACCGCCAGUACUACCGAUUCAGCGUCGGUGGUCUCACCGACGUGGCCGAAAUCAAGGGUCACCGCAGAACCUACGUCGGUGCCCUGCCCGGUCGCAUCAUCCAGGCGCUCAAGAAGUGCCAGACCGAGAACCCCCUGAUCCUCAUUGACGAGAUUGACAAGAUUGGCCGCGGCUACCAAGGUGACCCCUCAUCGGCUCUGCUUGAGCUGCUCGACCCGGAGCAGAACAGCUCCUUCCUGGACCACUACAUGGACGUCCCCGUCGACCUGUCCAAGGUACUCUUCGUCUGCACCGCCAACAUGACGGACACCAUCCCGCGACCCCUUCUCGACCGCAUGGAGCUCAUCCAGCUGUCGGGCUACGUCGCCGACGAGAAGAAGGCCAUCGCCGAUAAGUACCUCGCCCCGGCCGCCCGCGAAGCCGCAGGUCUGGCCAACGCCGACGUCACGCUCAGUGAGGAAGCCAUUGAGGAGCUCAUCAAGUCGUACGCCCGCGAGUCCGGCGUCCGCAACCUCAAGAAGCAGAUUGAAAAGGUCUACCGCAAAUCCGCCCUCAAGAUCGUCCAGGACCUCGGCGAGGAGGUUCUCCCCGAGAAAGAGGCCCUGACCGAGGAAGGCAAGGAGGCGCUCGAGGCGUCGGAAACGAAAGCCGAGGAGGCGCGCGAGACGGGCGAGCAGCCGGCCGAGACGCCGACCGCCGAGAAGCCUCGCGUCGCCCUCAACGUCCCCGACACGGUCCACGUCACCAUCGGCAAGGAGAAUCUCGUUGACUACGUCGGCCCCCCCGUCUUCACCUCGGACCGCCUCUACGAGGUCAACCCCGCCGGCGUGGCCAUGGGUCUCGCAUGGACCCAGAUGGGUGGCGCCGCCAUGUACAUCGAGUCCAUCCUCCAGGCGCCCCUUCGACCGAGCAGCCGCCCCGGGCUCGAGAUCACGGGUAACCUCAAGAACGUCAUGAAGGAGUCGACUACGAUUGCCUACUCGUUUGCCAAAUCCCUCAUGGUCAAGGACUUCCCCGACAACCACUUCUUCGACAAGGCGAGGCUGCACCUGCACGUCCCCGACGGCGCCGUCUCCAAGGACGGACCCUCGGCCGGCAUCACCAUGGCCACCUCGCUCCUUUCCCUCGCCCUCGACACCCCCGUCAACCCCACCGUCGCCAUGACGGGCGAGCUCACGCUCACAGGCAAGGUCCUCCGCAUCGGCGGACUGCGUGAGAAGACGGUUGCUGCGCGCCGCGCCGGCUGCAAGAUGAUUAUCUUCCCCAAGGACUGCAUGUCCGACUGGCUGGAGCUCCCAGAGAACAUCAAGGAGGGCAUCGAGGGCAAGCCCGUGGCGUGGUACUCUGACGUCUUUGACCUCAUCUUCCCGGAACUCGACCGCGAGGCCGCCAACAAGUGCAAGACGUGCGAGUGGAAAAAGGACCAGGACGACAAGAAGAAGAAGGAUAAGAAGAAGAAGAAGAGGGACGACUCUGACGAUGAGGACGACGACUAG